UUGAAAAAUCGAAGGGUAUGCUAGCUGUGUCAACUGGUUUCAGUGCAGUUCUAUAAAUUCUUUCAAAAGUUUUGGAGAAUAGAUAAAACGUCACCGUGAGAAUACUCAUUGAGCGGUAAUCGGCCGAUAAACAUACAUACAUUAGUCUUCUUAUCUAAGUGUUUGCUGUGUACUUGGACAUUCGACGCGUAAAUGUUUUGAUUUCUGAAUCGAGUAUUUAAUUCGAUACGUAAUAUUAUUAAACAUUAUCUAACAAGCAUUUGAUAAUCCAACGGAGAAUUACGGAUUUACAUUUCAGUUCAUCUUGUGAUAGUAACUUUUCAAAAUUGUCUUAGAUAUUUUUAGCAAUAAAAUCUCAAUGUGCAAAGUUCGGAUUUUUUUUUAAAGUGGGCCUCAAUAAAAAAUUAGAACUUAAUUGACAAUUAUCAACAAUGAAUGUGACACAAGUGGUUAACUUUUGGUGAAAUUGACUGGUACAUAAAGAAAGUUAAUCUCUUCCUAACAUGAAUUCAAAAAUUUUUAAAUUUGAAGUUGCCUUAGAAGCAAGUGUUUACUAACUAUUAUUUCUCGAAACGGUUUGCCAACAAUAUUUUAAUGGUGAUUUCCUGAUAGGCUAAAAACAUCAAAGAACCGAAAUAAGGCAGAUACCGUUUAGUUCAAAUGGAGACGCAAACUGAAAGGGAAAAUGCUGAAGCAAAUAAAAAUCUACUUACGUCAGAGCAAGUUCAAAAAGACUCGUUGGAGUCAAAUGCGUUGCGAAACAAGCAGAAGAAGCCACUUUUACGGGUAGCCGUUUUCCUAUGUUGUGGUAUUUUCAACACAAUAUUGGGUGCCCUGUCGAUACAUUAUAACUUUGUGGAAUUAAUUAUGGAAGAAAGAAUUCGCAUGAGACCUGGAUUGCCACCCUAUGAGCUAUGGCGUAAUCCGCCCGUCUCAGUAUUAAUUUCAGUCACAUUGUACAACGUUACUAACGCUAUUGAAUUUCUUGAUGGCAUCGACGACAGACUGAAACUCCAAGAAGUGGGUCCAAUUGUCUUUGCGGAAACAAUGCACCAGAAGGACAUAGUCCAUCACUAUGAAAACUCAACAAUGUCAUUCACUACGGAACGAUCGGUCAAAUAUUUGCCCGAACAGAAUGAUCCGGGGAUUUUGAAUAAGUCAAUGAUUGUAGUGAAUCCAACGCUAUUGGGCCUGGCGGCAUAUCUUCACGACUCGAAUUUCUUGCAAAAGUUCGCUUUCCGAAUGAUCUCAUCAAAUGACGAUGUAUUUUUACGACGAACAGUCUACGAAAUUUUGUGGAACAAUACGUCACCCAUGCUUGAAAGGCUCUCAACCAGCAUAUUAUCUGUAUUACUACCGCGAAAUAAUUCAGGAAUUAUGUACAAUGCUUACUUCCCCAAAGUUAGUCGGUACAACGUUCGUGUGGGUGUUAAGUAUGGUUUCAAAGAGUUCUUCAAAAUGAAUUCGUUCAAUGGCCAACCGACGAUACCAGGCUUUGAAGGAGAAACGCGAGCAACAUGCCCUGUAUGGCUGACCAACGCAAGAGAUGGAGCCAAUUUACCACCGUACAUGACCAAGGAUACGGUUUUAACUGUUUGGCGCGAAGAUGUGUGCACGACAGUCGAUUUCUUCUUCGAAAAAGAGAUAAAUUGGCGCAAUCUCCGGGCUUACAAAUAUGCUCCCCCUGCGAGCUCUUUCAACCGCCUUGCUAACCGGAGUUUGGAUUGUCACAGUGGUCAUGGUGAAAUCCCACUACCUAAUGGAAUAAUAGAUUCAUCAAUGUGUUCAUUCGACGUACCUACUGCAAUAUCAUUCCCACAUUAUUAUGGAAGCGAUGGGUUUUAUACUCAAUAUGUCGAGGGCAUGGAACCUGAUAAAGAUAAACAUGGUUCGUACGCAAUCAUAGAGCCAAUCACGGGAUUCCCAUUAGAGGAGGUGGCUCGGGUUCAAAGCAAUCUAAUCAUUCCGAACCUUCAAGGAUAUACUGCCGAUAUCGAACGUUUCAGUAACAUGAUACUUCCAGGAUUUUGGGUUGAAUAUAGCAUGAAACAGCUUCCUCCAAAUAUGAUUUUCAUGACCAAAAUGAUUGUCAUCUACACGCCAAUUAUCCAGAUAGUAUUAACGAUCCUAGCAUUUACACUGGCGAUAGGUUUUCUCUACUUCGGAAUCAUUUACUUUUUGCAAAUUGAUCCAAAGUCGCCUAGGAAAAUUUUAAUCACAAAAAUGAACCCAUUCAGGGUGAAAAGGAUAACGCUGGUAUCUAAUACGAAUAGGAAAUAGUACUUUAAGGAUGUGCGGUAUGAAAAGCACAUACACAUGCCAAUGUAUUCCUAAGCGUUAAAGUAUAAGUUGUGAAAUAGACUGGGAUAGGUUAAGGUAUGGUAAAUAGUUUUAUAUUCAGUGGCUUAAAAUAAGUUUCUUAUUAUCCUUUUUAAUAAAGGAAGAAUCGAAAAAUGUUCAA
Messenger RNA from Hermetia illucens (black soldier fly), 2461 nucleotides. RefSeq names its product lysosome membrane protein 2-like. The coding region runs from base 661 to 2280 and encodes 539 amino acids. NCBI's taxonomy places the organism in Eukaryota, Metazoa, Arthropoda, Insecta, Diptera, Stratiomyidae. Gene Ontology annotation, cellular component: membrane; cytoplasm. The record is from RefSeq and is a predicted model, not a curated record. Gene Ontology annotation, molecular function: scavenger receptor activity. The transcript is spliced from 6 exons.